This is a messenger RNA of Xylona heveae TC161, 424 nucleotides long. RefSeq lists its product as hypothetical. The record is from RefSeq and is a predicted model, not a curated record. Lineage: Eukaryota; Fungi; Ascomycota; Xylonomycetes; Xylonales; Xylonaceae. The coding region runs from base 89 to 331 and encodes 80 amino acids. The transcript has a single exon.
AGGCGCAUUAAAUUCGACCUGCUCAUUUUGGCGUAGUCUCCCGGUCAAAGAUAGAAGAUAUUUGAAUCAUGGCUGUAACUCUCUUGCCAUGCAUCCCCGACUCAUCUGUCUCCCCACGUGCUUUGCUGGUCCAUGUAGUGGCUCUAUUCAUGUCCGGAUUUGGAAUGUUGAUAUGGACACAACGGGAGGAGAUGGCAAUGCUGAAUCACCAUAUCAGCAGAGUUACUCUUUGAGUUCAGCACGACCAAGGAAAGGAUGUCUUUCCAUCGGGAACAAACACCUUGAAGAGUUCAAUCUAAAGCAUAUUUUGACCUUAUUGUGUGUUCCAUAGACCUUUCAAUGACUGACUAAUCGACAAAUGAUUGGCUCUUGACGCCAAGCUUACUGAGAUUGUCCCUUGUCAACCCUCUGAAGCAUUCCAUUC